CACAGUCAAGAGAGAGAGAGAAAGAAAGAGAGAGAGGGACCGAGGGGUUUCAGAAGGGUUUACUCAUCCUCAUCCAGAAAGCGCUCUAACAGACAUAUUGCUGUCCAGGACAGUCUUUUCUUGGUGAUCCAGGGACACAGAGCAGCUACUGAGGUCUAAAGGCCUUAAAAGAGAAUGGGAAUCAUGCUGCUGGUGGGAGUGUGUGUGCUGGUGGCAUCUUUGGGUCAGGUUAUGAGCAGCCCCCAGUCGAGGAAAGAGAACCUGAACCCAGUCGUGCUGUAUCCCUGGAGGACAAAGACUGCAGGUUUGAGCCGAGUAAAGAGAGACUGGAUCAUUCCGCCUAUCCGUGUUUCUGAGAACAGCAAGCAGGUCCCUGAGUACCUGGUCCAGAUCAAAUCUGACAAGAUUUUCACUGGAGAGGUGAUCUACAAGCUGGAGGGCCCCGGGGUCGACCAGGAGCCUAAGGACCUCUUCGAAAUAGAUGAUAAAACAGGAUGGAUUAAGAGCAAGAAGCCCCUGGACAGAGAGACUCAUAAGAGCUUCACGCUUAAAGCCUUCGCCCUGUCACCCAGUGGAGAGCGACUGGAGAACCCCACCACCAUCGAGAUCUACGUACUGGACCAGAAUGACAACAGACCGACCUUUACCAAAGAAGAAUUCAUUGGCUCUGUGCCAGAAUUCUCCAUUCCAGGUACUUCAGUGUUGACUGUAUCAGCAACAGAUGCUGAUGACCCCAACACAGACAACUCAGUGCUGAGCUACUCCAUAACAGCUCAGGAGAGCUUCCCACCUUUCAGCAUCAACAAGACCAUGUUCGGCAUCAACAACGUAACAGGAGUGAUCUACACCCGAGAUGUGGGACUGGACCGAGAUAUGGUACAGGCAUUCCAGCUGACCCUGCAGGUGGCCGACAUGUCUGGAAUGGGCCUGACCAGCACAGGACGAGCCAUCAUCCACAUCACAGACAUCAACAACCAUGCUCCACAGUUCAACCCUAAAACGUACACAAUGUUUGCCAUGGAGAAUAAAGUGGGAGAGGAUGUAGGCAGAGUAAAUGCAACAGAUAAAGAUGAGAAGAAUGGUGACAACUGGAGGAUUACUUAUUCCAUCAUUAAAGGAGAUUCUUCCGGCAAUUUUGCCAUACGGACAGACCAGGUCACCAACCAGGGAAUAAUCUCCGUAGUGAAGCCCCUGGACUUCGAGUCACGAGCAGAGUACCAGCUCACUGUGCGAGCAGAGAACGAAGUCCCUCUGAGCAUUAAAGCUCCAUUUGUUCGGACCAGCACGGCUAUCGUCACCAUCAAAGUUCUCAAUGAGAAUGAAGCGCCACGUUUUAAUUCGAACCCCAUAGAGGUGUCUAUCCCAGAGUCUGUUGAACCAGGGACUGUCCUCAUCACUAGUAUCGCUCAUGAUGCUGAGAAUUCCAAGCUCAGAUUUGAAAUUAUUCAAGAUCCUGAGAAAUGGCUCUCGAUCAACCAUGAAACUGGGGAUAUUUCAGCCAGGAAGAACUUCAGCCUCCGCUCCCCAUACAUCAAGAAGAACAAGUACAGGGCAGUAGUGAAGGUCACAGACAUGGAUGUGGGCGGGACUUCCAUAAUGGCCCCUCUGGAGAUUACACUGUGGGAGACCAAUGACUUCCCCCCUGUGCUUGUCCCUUUGAGUGGCAUCCUGUGUAGUAACAGAGAGAGACAUAGACUCGGCCUGCUGAUCAGCGCUGUAGAUGGUGACCUCGCCCCUCAUGCUGACCCCUUCAGCUUUCACCUGGCUGAUGGAGACAUGGCAUCCAACUGGACUAUCAUACAGCUCAAUGAGACCCAUGCAAUGCUGCAGCCUGUGAUAGAUAUAGACCAGGGGGAGUUCUCCAUCCCCAUUACUGUAUCAGACUCGGGUUCGCCUUCUCUCUUCUCCAAUGCCCUGUUGAAUGUGACGGUGUGUCCAUGUGACAGGGCUGGACAGUGUAUGAGUGUCACAGCUGCGGCCAUUUUUGGAGCUAGAGUGGGCAUCAGCUUUAUUGCCCUUAUGAUCAUCAUGGCCAGUGUGGCUUUUCUGUUUUUGUUGCUGCUACUUGCUGUGGCGGUGAGGAGCUGCACCAGACGUGGUGUUAAGAAAGGAGGAGGCCUGCUGAUUGGCGAAUCAGCUGAUGAUGUGCGUGACAAUGUGUUCAACUACGACGAACAGGGCGGAGGAGAGGAGGAUGAGGAUGCCUUCAACAUUGAUCUCCUGAGGACCCCUAAUGACAUGGUUCUUCCCCCAGAAUCCUUCAGUCAACCAGGACCCGGUUUUCCUAAUUGGAAGCAGCCACUCCGAAAGGAUGCUCCGUAUAACCUACCCUCGCCUGCGUACCCACGCAAACCUCAGGGAGAACCCACUGACAUUGAGGAUUUCAUCGGUGAUUGUCUGGAUGUUGCGGACAACGACCCCAACGUUCCUCCGUUUGACACAGCUCUGAUCUACGACUAUGAAGGAAACGGUUCUCUGGCAGGCAGCCUGAGCUCCCUCGCCUCCUCCAGCUCAGACGAGGACCAGGACUACGACUACCUUAAUGACUGGGGACCACGCUUCAAGAAACUGGCUAACAUGUACGACCCCCGCUAGUUACCCUGUAGCUAUAUACUCAGAGCUUCACGUUCAUAAAUUCUCACCAAAACCCUCCUGGUUCAACAUUCCCCCAUCACGUACAUUUGGGGUCGGUGACGUAGGCACUACUGAUGAGGAUGGAUAUGUGUGUGUGUAUGGAUCAUCGAUCGAGAAUCUGCAGAAGCUUUUCAAAUUGGCCUCUGGUGUGUUCUUUCGAAAAGGUCAACGCUGUCAUGUGAGAGACGGACGGCUCGAGCUGUUUUUUUUCUCCCGCAGUGCCGUUAUGGAUCAGUGAGUUAUUUCAGCAGACUGACAUGACAGCUCGUCUUCCACCGAAACAAAGGCAGACAGCGAUCAGUGCAUACUAAUGAGACAGAAGUGACAGAACCCAGUUUUCUUUAAAGAUUCAUAAUAACUCCGUUCUUAGUGAGCUUUAGCACUCUCUGAUACAAUUCUCUAUAGUAUUUCCUUUCCUGGGUAUCUGCAAAUGUAGAUGCUUUCCUGCUGUAACACACUUGAAUCAGCAUAUGAAGCCCUUUACAUGUUAAAAGUCAAAUUUGGCUUAAAAGAUAAAAUUAUACAAUUACCAGAUCAGCUAAGACCGUGUGCUUUCUGAAUUCUCCUUCAUUACGUUAGAAGUAGAGUGUGUUUGACCCAGAGCUUUCAGAUGCUUUUAACUUGUUUAUAACAAGAGUAAAUUUUGUAUAUUUCUCUCAACCACACGAGAAAACACUAACAUUUGCUGAUGAGUUCCAAGACUGGAAUUAGAAACACAUCCUUAAUAUUAGGAUUUUGCAGAACUCCUUCACAGUCACAGUCAGGCUUAACAAAUUCGUUCAUUCACUCAUAUUCAAUAACGUGUUAUCCUGGUCAAAAAAAAAACACACUCACAGUUACAUUCUCACACACAUUCACAACUAAAGACAAUUCAGCAUAACCAGUUCAGGUAGGAGGAAACCGGAGAACCUAAAGGAAACCCAAAUAGAAAUGGGAAGAACAUGUGAAGCACCACACAGCUCAGGAUUUAACUGCCCCUGGACCUUCUCAACCAUAUUUUUGUCCUGGUUUAACACAGCCAACACCAACAACAGCCAGGUCUGAUUCGAGAACAACUAACGCAGUGUGAACUUGUAAAUGUAACCAAAUUUCAGGAAUGUUUUCUGCAGGAUUUAAAACAAAGCAAAAUAAUGUAGAAAUGUUUGAAACAGCCUUGUUUUAAAGAUGGCACUAUGAAAUGGUUUUCUGAGAAAAGGAACAUUGUAAGUUGUAACAUUAUAAUGCAUUAUUCAUGAAUUUUGUGAUACUUUUUUUUAUAUGAUUGUAUAUAGAUUUGCAGUUUUUGCCACCUUUAUCCAUCAUCACUAUUCACAGGACAGUAUUCAUUUAUCUUCCUGAAUAUUUUACUCACAAAAAUACAGCUAUAAUUCCUUUUUUUUUUCCUUCUUGGUUCGUUAGUGACUCUUU
Messenger RNA from Hemibagrus wyckioides, 4041 nucleotides. RefSeq names its product cadherin 15, type 1, M-cadherin (myotubule) (gene cdh15). Gene Ontology annotation, molecular function: calcium ion binding; cadherin binding. Gene Ontology annotation, biological process: adherens junction organization; multicellular organism development; homophilic cell-cell adhesion. The record is from RefSeq and is a predicted model, not a curated record. The transcript has 14 exons. Gene Ontology annotation, cellular component: plasma membrane; adherens junction; catenin complex. Lineage: Eukaryota; Metazoa; Chordata; Actinopteri; Siluriformes; Bagridae. The coding region runs from base 175 to 2595 and encodes 806 amino acids.